Molecule: messenger RNA, 923 nt
Organism: Psylliodes chrysocephalus
Lineage: Eukaryota; Metazoa; Arthropoda; Insecta; Coleoptera; Chrysomelidae
Source: the annotation of a GenBank genome assembly
GAUGUUCAUGAUAUGCUUAAAUGCGAUGAUAAUGAUACAGGUGAUGUGGAGCCUCGGCUGACAGGAGUAGCACUAGCGAAAAUAGUUGAAACUCUCUGUAUAAAAUUUAAUUUAGAUAUAACAUGGUGUGUGGGUAUUGGGACAGACAGCUGCUCGGUUAUGGCUUCAGAGACACAGGAGGCUGUAAAAGAGUUAUCAAAAAAGCUGUACAUGCCAAACGUUGCUCAUGCAGCAAUCAUGUUCUUAAUAACUCGUUAGCUAUGUCAUCCAAAGUAACUUCUUGCCGUAAUACUUCAAGCACAAUGAGAAAAGUUGUAGCAUUUGCCAAUGCUUCCGCAAAGAGGCAUCAAAUUUUUGAAAGAGAGCUACAAUGCAGGGUAUCUGGCCAUCUACAGUUUCAAGGUGACAGCUUAGUAAAAAUUUGUAGCACUCUAGAAAAGAUUUCUACUUGGCAAGACAACAAUACUACUAAUGACACGCAUUGCUUGUUGCAAACAUUGCGCAGUUCGGACUUUAUAAUAUCAUCUAUUUGCUUGAGUGAUGUUUUAGGUACAACUGUAUCCUUAAGCAGAGUAUUACAAACGAGCUCGAUUGAUUUAAAGAGGGCUACAGAGGCUAUAAACGACACAAUAAGUGUUCUGAGACAAAAAAGGGAACAAGUAAACACAGUGUUUCAACAACUUUUUGAUGAAGCAGAAGAAUUAGCCGAACAACUUGACGUUGAAAUAAAAUGCCCCAGAUUAGUGUCAAGACAAGUACAUAGAGCUAAUAAUCAACCAGCUCAAUCAGCCGAGGAGUAUUUUCGCAGAAGCGUCUACAUCCCUCUUCUGGACUCCAUAAUAAAUGAUCUGCAAGAGCGGUUAUCUCCAGCGGUACUUGAUUUAUUCCAACUUGGCGUGUUCAUUCCAAAAUCUAAACAGUAG